Molecule: messenger RNA, 778 nt
Organism: Daktulosphaira vitifoliae (grape phylloxera)
Lineage: Eukaryota; Metazoa; Arthropoda; Insecta; Hemiptera; Phylloxeridae
Exons: 4
Coding region: 192-590 (132 amino acids)
Source: RefSeq, a predicted model, not a curated record
CAACACAUACAACGGUCGUUGGAUUAAAAAAUUAUUGAAGUUUUCGAUGGUUUAAAAUUAAUUAAGUUCAAAAACAUUCAUAUAGUGAAAAAAAUUUACCGUUAAUACUCUAUAAGACUACAAUUCAAUAAAAGAAUAUUAAAAAAAUUAAAGAAUAAAAAUAAAUAUUCAAACAGAAAAGAUUUGUCGUGAUGUCCACUUCAUGGCUUAAAAUGUUAAUUCUUUCAAUUUAUUUAAUGGAUAUUACUCUUUCAAUGGAGUUAGACUAUGAUGAACAUUCAAAACUUACCAACGAAAAUGUACUCACGUUCUUAAAAAAAUAUAUUGAGGAAUUAAACAAUAAACGAGUACUGGAAGGUUCAAAUAAAAAAUUAGAACAAAACAAAAUUAUUUAUGAUGCAUUACCUCUUAUAUUUACUAACCACAAUCAAAUGAUACAAAAAGAUAGAUCAACCAACAAAGAAAUGCAAUAUGAAAAUAAUGUAUUGCCCAAUUUUAAUUUCGAAAAUUCUCGUUACAACAAUGCAUACGGAAAUGACAGAGGAAAAAGAAAUCAUAUGUGCUACUUCAAAAUAUGCAAUAAAAAGUGAAUAAAGUCAUUAUAAAUACUAUUCAAACUAAGAUUUGAAAAAUAAACAACUAGAAGAAGAAAAGUCUUACAAUAUUUAUAUAUAUAUGAAAAGUUCAUGACUAAGUAAAAAUUUUCCAUUUUAAAUUUCUGAUUAAUUUUUAUUUAUCAUAAUUGUCAUAAACUAAUAAAGUGUCUUUAUGUAAUAAC